This is a messenger RNA of Pecten maximus, 5663 nucleotides long. Its product is annotated as gamma-tubulin complex component 6-like. Lineage: Eukaryota; Metazoa; Mollusca; Bivalvia; Pectinida; Pectinidae. The transcript has 34 exons. Gene Ontology annotation, molecular function: gamma-tubulin binding; microtubule minus-end binding. Bases 204 to 5105 code for a protein of 1633 amino acids. Gene Ontology annotation, biological process: cytoplasmic microtubule organization; mitotic cell cycle; meiotic cell cycle. The record is from RefSeq and is a predicted model, not a curated record. Gene Ontology annotation, cellular component: centrosome; spindle pole; equatorial microtubule organizing center.
AGAUAGGAUAAAUAAAAUAAAAAAGUCGCAUUAGCAUAUCAUAUCAACUCGAAUUUUAGAAAGGUCGACUUCACUUCCUGUUUACUUUACCGCGGGAUGAUUUGUGUGUGCUUGUUAUAUUAUGAACAGAUGCAACUCACUGGGAUCAGAUGAACAUCAUGAAGAAAAUUUCAUUGUGACAGAAAAUGUGAUUUGUUGAGGUGAUGUCUACCUUAGAAGACAGUGUAACUGCCUUGAUUAAACAGCUUUGUGUAUUGCAUACACAUGACCAAAAGAGGGCUUUCCUUAAACAGCCGACUCUAUCAAAGGCAGAGAUACAGAAACGACUGAAGAGGAAGGCAUAUGAAACAAUAUUUGCUUAUCUGGUUGGACCAAUAAGAUGGCAGUGGCAGAUUUCCUCACUGAAUAACCAUGUAGAAGACGAGCGUGUACAUGUACUUAGCUAUGCCUAUGACCUGAGGUGUAAACGCCAGUAUGAUGAUGCAAACAGACUUGAAGAAUUGCUUGAAAAUUUAGUAAACAUCGGCAAUGCUGAUGUCAGCAAUGACAGUAAAGAAAAUGAAUCAGAUAUGCGUUCCAUCCUCAAAUUCCUCGUACUGUUGGCCGACACUGGUCCACAAGAGUGCAGAGCUGUCAUGGGGUAUGAGACACAACACCUGCCCAAGUCAGUAGAUAAAGAUGAAAUGGGGGUGUUACCCUCAGGACCAAUGCUGUAUGGGGACACCAGUGUCUAUAGACCAGACCACAAGUUCUACAUGCAUUUCCCCAGCUUGCUGUUUGAAGCAGAGCCACUGCAGUUUCAAGAUAAAGGACUUCAGAUCUUCUGUCUGACUCCUGGGGAGAGUUUAUCUGGUCAGGGUCUCUUUAACAUCAAGGGUUAUUUAGAUGACAGCUAUGAGAAGCAGUGUAGGGGUUCACUGUUUGGGGGACUCGUACAGAGCCAGACAAUGACACUACAGGACAGAUUACAACUACCUGACCUGGUGGACCCAGAGGACAGUGGGAUGUUUGAUGUGCGGAUACCCAAAGUUUCCUACAGCAGCAGGACUCAGUCUUCAGAAGAAGAUGACAGUGCUGUCCAGAGUAUGGAUAUAACAGGCAGUAUCCAACUACGGCAGCUGGAAGGUUCUAAAUCUCUCAGCUACAUCAGCGACUCAGAUUCUGCUGUAGGGUGCUCCAUUUGGGAGGAAGCACUUGAAUUCACUCCUAGUAAACACUUUAGAUGGGAAACACGAGUGAACCAGGAAAGCGGACUGGACCGACCCUACCUCUCUGAAGCAGGGCCCAUUGGUCUAGACAUGUGGUACAGCAUGAAGGUUAAGGAACUAUCAAUUCUAUGUCCAUCAGUGUCACCACCUACUCUGCGUGUGACGAGACAGAAAGAUAUUGUCAGAGACGUUAUCAACAUGAUGAUUGGAGUACCCUCCUCCACCUACCAGCUUCUUCCUGAAACUCAAUCCUUUGAGAUGAUGGAAGGGGUAUACAUCAGUGGAAUGACACCCGAGUGCCUUCGUCGAGUCUCGCACGAUUUCAUGGUGUGUGGUACAUAUUACAACCUCCUAGUGAAGUUCUCCUUGCCUCCGUUCAUCGACUCAUUCUACAGCAAGGGCCUGGUGUAUCAGGCUUUCUGUGGGGCCAUUAGGAAGUACCUACAGUACUACAGAGGUGUUAUACUCUCCAUACCGCCAAACAUCUCACUGCUGCGACUCCAGUUUACCUGCCAGCAAAUUUUCAACCAAUUGGGAUUUCUUGCCAGUUUAUGUAAAUGUACUACUAUGGAGGACCUACAAGAUGAAGACAGUUUCCCAACAGGUGUACACCUUCUGAGCUAUGUAUACCGGGAGUGUCUAGAGUGUGCCAGUACACACAACUAUCCCAUGAUGCUGUCCAUACUACAGUCAUCCUGUGGGCCCUACACUGUGUUUGUACAGGACUGGGUGUUUCACGGAAUAUGUCAGGACAUCUAUGGAGAGUUUAUGAUAGAAAUCCAUGCUGAUUAUCUACAAUUCAGAGACAAGAACUACUGGAAUAAUGGUUAUAAGUUGAUGGCCAGUGAAGCUUCCAAGAGUGUACCACUGUUCCUGGCAGACCUGGCCUCGGAUAUCUUCAUCUGCGGCAAAUCCAUUAACCUGCUCAAGGCAUGCUGCCCCCAGAAUUUUCUGUGCAACAUAGCGGACAUUGACAUACCCCGGAUAUCAGUCACAUUCUCAGAGGAGGAGCUUGGCGGUCUAGAUGGCCAGUGUCAGUUUUAUGUCAAUAAAAUGAAGCAGAUAGCACGCCAGUUGACCAUCUCAAGACAGGUGAAACUAGAGAUGGAGGAGGCUGAAAAGAGAAUGUUGUUACAGAGAGCAAAAGAGGUAGCCACACAGGAAAUACAGAAACUACAGGCCAAAAUACAGGAAAACAAGGUAAACCAAGAUGCAAAGAAAAGAAAAGAGUUCCAGUUUCUUAAGGACCAGAUGGAGGCAGACUUACAAAGACGAGCUGACGUGAAAGAGCAGGUGAAGGAGGAAGAUAAAAUGAUGAUGGCCAGAGUGACAAAACAAGAGGAGGCUAUGACAGUACAUGAGCUAGAGUUGGAAAGGAAAGCAAGAGAGGAGUUGAUAGAAUACUACAGCAAGCUGAGUGAGGAGGCUGCCCUGAGAGAACAGCGAGCAUUAUGGCACAUCAAGCGUGCACAAUUAGAACAGAGUAGACGUGACUUUCUACAGCAGGACGGCGUACACUGGCAGGCAGAGCUGGACAAGUCCUCCAUUGUUACAGAAUCCAUUACUGCACAAAGGCCUGAGAAUAUAAUGACAGACACUGCCAAUCUUCCGUCCUGGGCAGUAGGAGAGGGGCGAGACGGACCCAUUGUUGUGACCGAUGAGGAGGACUCUCGCCUCCCAGGGUGGGCACAGCGAGGACUAGCUGGCACCAGCACCCUAACUGUGGACUCCAGUAUGCCUACAUGGGCUCAACAGGAGUUACCACAGUCAGAGAUAAAAGGAAGAGAAAAAACAUCACCAGAGAAGAGUAAGUCUCCUCGCUCCCUUCCGACUCCUCCGUCCGGUCCAGCUGGGCGACCCUCUACACCCACACUAAAACGACCUCCAACUCCGACCUUGAAGACUGGCAAACGCUUGAGUGACUCGUUUUACGCCACGGCUGAGACAGAUGAAUCUCCUACAAAACCAAGUAUUCAUGUUUUCCCAGGUAAACAUGCUACCUCGGAAACUGAUCCCGAUGAUACGCACAAAUCACACAUCAGGCUGAUGCAAAACGUCAAUGUUAAUAAGGAAAGUGAGGAAAAUCCAGAGUGCUUACAUAUAAAACUCUCCGAGGGAAGGCAUGCCUCCAAGGAGACCGAAUCUCAGGAGGAAGUGGUGCCCCACCGAAAGACUAACCCAGACAUUCAUGCUAACAAACAGUCGACAGAGGAGAGAGAUCUACCCCGCACAAAGAAAAGCGAAGAAAUGCAUAUUACUAAACAGACAGAAUCAACUGAGUGGCUCAUAAAAAAAUCAAGCACUUUUGGUCAUGUGUCCAAAAUGUCUUCUUUAGGGGACGAAUUUGUGAUCCAGGCUCCGAGACUGAAAAGGUCUGAUCAGUUUCAUUCGUCUAUGGAAUCAAAAUUCAGUAAAGACUUUGGGAUUAAACCUCGAAUUAAAAUGAGUAAGACUAUGUCGUCCACCACAGAGUCUAAAUCUGUAGAGGAAAGUAGGCCCGGAAUCAAAAUGGGCAAGAUGUCUGCCUCAACGGAGAGUGAAAUGAUCGAUCAGGAUGAAAACAGACUGCAGAAGUUUAAAUCGUUCAAUGUACAUGGACACUCGUCAGACUCGACAGUUCAGCAGCUGUUGUAUGGUGACAGGAAAGCCAAACAGGAGACCAAACAACAAGAACUUGAAGAUGUCAGAGAAGAACCUGUUUGGAUGGAUUCCCCAGCCACGCAAAUGUUCACAUACGAUGACAACUUUGAAUUCUUGACCAAUACACCUGUGGUAGAUCUUCUCUCAUCCAAGGAAUUAUCAGCCUAUGGCAGGUUUGGUGACUAUGGUGUCAGUCAGAGUGCUGAUGUAGAUAUGUAUCGCUACAUGCCACUCCCUCAGCUGCUGGAGCGCUCCGUCACUGCCCCUCUGUUAGCUCAGAUCUCACUGGUAAACGACAAUGUGAUCAACUACCUCACCGUGGAUCUGGACAUAAAAAACCACUUUGAGGCUCUCAGACGGUACCUUUUUAUGGGCGAUGGAGACUUUGCCCAAAUCCUCAGUGACAUUCUUCUGGAAAAGCUUGCCAAUAGUCCUAAGGCCCAAGAGAUGUUGAACCCUGUGUUUUUGACGAGUGCUCUCAAUAAAGCCCUGAAAUCGUCUAUGCAUGCUGACGACCCAUUUGCAGACAACCUCAGUUUUGCCUUGCGAUAUGUGCCCAAAGUCCUAAUACAGAAUGCCCACGACACUUUAGACUGUUUAGAGCUACGAUAUAAGGUGACAUGGCCACUGAACAUAGUGAUAACGGAUUCCCUCAUCAGCAAGUACAGCAAAGUUUUCUCCUUCAUGCUCCAGCUCAAACGCACUGUGUGGGUGCUCAAAGAUGUCUGGUACAGACUCAAACGGGACGCUAUGGUCCACAAGGCAGGAGGCUCCUCUCAAUUCCGUCAGCUGCAACUCUACAGACAGGAGAUGCAGCACUUUGUGAAGGUGAUGCAGGGUUACAUAGCCAACCAAGUCAUACAUGUUACCUGGUGUGAGUUUACUGAGGCACUCAACAACGACGUCCAUAACCUUGAUGACCUUCACAAGGUCCACUCCAGCUACCUGGACAAAGCCAUAUUCAGAUGUUUACUGAACAAAAAGGCUGGAGCAGUGAUGAAAUUCAUACAGGACAUCUUUUCCCUCAUCCUGAAGUUCCGUCUACAGUUGGUUAAUGCAGAAUGGCGGUAUGAUGCGGACACUGGACAUCUGUCUCAUUCCAACUUCCAGAGUAUGGUAGCUACUUACAAAGCCUUCAGAGAGUACUCCGUCUUUCUCUUCAAAGUUGUUAAUAAGCUGGCCAUAAGAGGAUACCAACCCCAUUUACAGGAACUGUUGUUGCGUCUCAACUUCAACGAUUAUUACAAGGCUAAAUAGUCAUCAAACAUAAUUCUACAGUAGAGAAUGGACAACCUCUAGUGCCACACAGUGGGUCAAGGACAAAUUGUUCAAACAGAGCUCACCAUAGUGAUACAGUAGAGGUCAAGGUCAAAGCCUAAUGACACACAUUGGGUCAAGGACAACUUGUUGGUAAAUUACAUCCCGCCAUAAUGAUACAGUAGAGGUCAAAGUCAAAACCUAGUGACAUACUGUGGUCAAGGACAUCUUGUAAGGAUACAUCCUUGAUCAAGGUCAAUUCAUUGCCGUAUCACCAUGGCGUCAGCUCCUAUGUUUAUGCGAUGUGAUAAGAUUUAAAAUCAUUUUUUUUCCGGAUUGGAGUUAGUACUCAGUGGAUGAAGCUAAGGACUGAACAAUACUUGUUAUCUACAGCAAUUUGAUGUAGGAAACGGACUAUUUAACUGUGAUAGCUUGAUCCAUUUAUGUGGAAUGGUCAGUAUAUGUAUGCAUAUGCAUUUGAGAAUGUUCAAUAUUAAUUUAUGCAAAAAUAUAACAAAAGUAUCUAUAUAAAUUUGCUAAUUAAAAGAAAAAAAUCUU